Anopheles coustani is the source of this 2140-nucleotide messenger RNA. RefSeq names its product matrix metalloproteinase-2 (gene Mmp2). The record is from RefSeq and is a predicted model, not a curated record. NCBI's taxonomy places the organism in Eukaryota, Metazoa, Arthropoda, Insecta, Diptera, Culicidae. The transcript is spliced from 4 exons. Gene Ontology annotation, molecular function: metalloendopeptidase activity; zinc ion binding. Gene Ontology annotation, biological process: extracellular matrix organization; collagen catabolic process; proteolysis. The coding region runs from base 25 to 1626 and encodes 533 amino acids. Gene Ontology annotation, cellular component: extracellular matrix.
UAUUUCAGCUUGGUGAACCAAUCGAUGUCCGAGCUGGACGCGGGCCAUGUUCGUCAGAUUUUGCACCAGGCGUUCGAUCUGUGGUCGCAGAACGCCAACAUCAACUUCCGCGAGGUGUACAGCACCGAGGCGGACAUCCAGGUACUGUUUGCGCGCAAGUACCACGGCGACGGUUACAACUUCGAUGGGCCGGGAAAGAUUCUGGCGCAUGCCUUCUACCCCGGCUCCGGCAUCGGUGGUGAUGUGCACUUCGAUGCGGACGAAACGUGGUUGAUACACGAACCGCUCGACGCGGAUGGAACUCGACUGUAUGCCGUAGCGGUGCAUGAGAUAGGACACUCGCUCGGGUUGGGCCAUUCGUCGCAACCGGAAGCGAUCAUGUACGCCUGGCAUCACAUCGCCUACCGUGGAAAGGACGCCAUCUCUGAGGACGACCGGCUGGGCAUCCAAUCGAUCUACGGUCCGCGAAAGAAGAUCUACGGUAAGAACCCGGAGCGACAAACGCCCACGACGACCACGACGACCACCACAACAACUCCAACGCCACCCCGGCGACCUGCGACGCGUCCGUACUACCCGGUCAAGAACACCACCGGUCAUCCGUGGGAAGGUCUAGACCCACAGGGGCGCCCUGCGAUGCCGACGCGCUCCACGACCACGAUGGAACCUCCGCGCACUCGAGUGUACUACCCGAAUCCACCCCGUCCGACCGCAUCACCACCGCAGCGAGAAGGCCAUCACCAUCAUUCCACCACAGUGGCCACAACGACAACAGCGCGACACCGACCACACCAUCGACCGCAUCAUCGGACGAGCACAACGAGCCCGACGACCACAACCAGGACGCGGCCACACUACCAUCGGCCGACGGCCGACGAGCAUCCGGAUCCGUGCAACACCAGCUUCGACGCGAUCACGCUCAUCCGCAACGAGCUGUUCAUCUUCAAGGACCGGUGGCUGUGGCGCAUGAACGACAACGACAUCCACCGACCCAACCCGUACGAGAUCAAUCGCAUGUUUUUCGGACUGCCGGCGGACUUUGAGCGCAUCGACACGGUCUACGAGAACAAGCAUCAGAAGAUUAUAUUCUUUAUCGGCAAACAAUAUUACGUGUUCAACUCGCAAUACCUCGAGCCGGGCUAUCCGAAACCGCUUACCGACCUCGGCCUUCCGGAGAGCAUCGAGCGCAUCGAUGCGGCACUGGUUUGGAGUCACAACAACCGCACGUAUCUGUACAGUGGCCGGCUCUACUGGAGGUUCGACGAGGACACGAACCAAGUUGAGCUGGACUAUCCGCGCGACAUGUCGAUGUGGAAGGGCAUCGGUUACAACAUCGAUGCCGCUUUCCAGUACCGCGACGGCAAAACGUACUUCUUCAAGGGCCUUGGCUACUGGCGAUUCAACGACAUGCGCAUGAGCAUUGCGCACGAGUUCCCGAAGUCGUCGGCGACGCGGUGGAUGAAGUGCCACCACGAACGGCAGGUAGUGAACGACCUGGACGUGGAGGUGGUCAGCGAAGCCACCAUCUACACGACGGCAAUGGUCAGCUCGAGCGAGAAUCCCGCCCACGAUCGAAGGCUACUCCUAUUCUCGUUCCUGGCGAUCCUUCUCCUCAAGCUCGUUUAAACGCUGUGCAUAGGGGUAUAGGCAAUAGAGACUCAGCUCGAUACUGGGAGUACUUUUAAAGGAAAAAUCCAUCCUAAGGUUGUAGCGAGCCACGAGAAACGGAAGUGCUUGAUACUGCCAUUGUAAAUCUAUUUCCAAAGCAAGCAUAACCAUGACAUUCAUACAUCUGUCCUUAGACCGCCUUCCUUCUUGAAGAUUUCGUUUGAGUGUUAGAGAACCUACUUCUAAAUAUGAACGAAAAAUCAACACUUGAGAGGUUGGUGACCGGUGUUUUCGUUUCCUUUUUGUCUGUUAUUGCUUGCCAUCAUCACCCCCCCUUCUUGGCACCGCAGCCUCCGGGAAGUGAACGUGAUUCUUUAGCAUUAUUUUUAGUCUCAAAUAUAGUGAACAUCCAAACGACAGUUACUCACUAACAACACUUCACUUUAGUUGUUUAUUGUGCAAACGCUUCUGCUACCGAGUUUGGCCUAGAAGACCAACGAGCAGGCAAUGAAGAAUAAUCCCAAUAAUAAAU